This is a messenger RNA of Ustilaginoidea virens, 1641 nucleotides long. RefSeq lists its product as uncharacterized. The record is from RefSeq and is a predicted model, not a curated record. The transcript is spliced from 3 exons. Gene Ontology annotation, cellular component: mitochondrial inner membrane. Lineage: Eukaryota; Fungi; Ascomycota; Sordariomycetes; Hypocreales; Clavicipitaceae. Gene Ontology annotation, molecular function: magnesium ion transmembrane transporter activity. Gene Ontology annotation, biological process: mitochondrial magnesium ion transmembrane transport. Bases 1 to 1641 code for a protein of 546 amino acids.
AUGCCGCCACCCUCGCGACUCCCCGUCCCGUCCCGAGCCGCUCUUCGCUUCCUUCAAGUCGUGUCCCAUGUCGCCUUCGCAGCUCACGGCCGUGCAGGCGCGCCAGCACUCGUCGCCGCAGUCGCCAGCCACGGCAGAGGGACCCAGUCGCCAGCAUCACCUACCGCCCGACCACUGACGACUACUGCUACUACUACUACUACUACCUCAGGCUGUCCUCGUCACGCUCGCCCCAGGCUUCCGGUCCGAUGUCCGCAGGCACGCAACGCCCCGCCCUCGGCGAACCCGACGCGGCUCACCUUCUGCGCCGCUGCGGCUGGGAAGAAGCCGGUCAAGAGGAAGGAGUCGAGCGAGCCCACGUGGCAGGAAAGGCUGUGGGGGACCGGGGCCAAGAAAGGCGCCAAGCCGCUCAAGCCGGAUGACCUUCGAGGCCAUGAUGACUUUCAAAACGGCUCAUCCAUGUUCACCAGCCGCCGUGUGCUGUCUGCCAAGGCGGCCCUGGAGCCUCGACUGCGAUGCACAGAAGUCGACGAGAACGGCAAGGUGAUUCUCGUAGACGGAGAGUUUAAAAAGACGGAAUUGAUUGCCAAGUUUGGACUCAACCCCCGGGAUCUUCGCAAGAUCGACUCCUCCAACUUGCCCCAUAUCCUCGUCCGUCCGUCGGCUAUUCUUUUGAAUCUCCUGCACCUAAAGGUUCUCAUCAAGCAUGACCGCGUCUUGCUGUUUGAUGUGUACGGGUCCAAGACUUCUUACCCGCAGUCAGCCUUCAUGUACGACCUCCAGGGCAAGCUGCAGCAGAAGCCAUCGCAGGGCUCCAACGGCCUCCCCUACGAGUUCCGCGCUCUCGAAGCCGUCCUGACCUCGGUGACGUCGGAGAUGGAAGCCGACUUCGAGGCUGUGCGCGAGCCCGUCAUGCGCAUCCUCAGCGAGCUGGAGGACGACAUUGAUCGGGACAAGCUGCGGGUGCUGCUCAUCUUGUCGAAGCGGGUCAGCACGUUUGAGCAAAAGGCCAAGCUGGUCCGGGACGCUCUCGAAGAGCUCCUCGAGGCUGACGACGACCUCGCGGCCAUGUACCUGACGGAGAAGACGCACGACCUUCACCGAGGGCUGGACGAUCAUACCGAAGUGGAAAUGCUGCUCGAGUCCUACAACAAGCUGACCGACGAAAUCGUGCAAGAAGCGGGCAACCUGACGUCUGGAAUCCGAAACACGGAAGAAAUAAUCCGUGCCAUCCUCGACGCCAAUCGAAACGCCCUCAUGCUGCUGGACCUCAAGUUCAGCGUCGGCACUCUCGGGCUAGCCAUGGGAACCUUCCUGGCCGGCCUGUACGGCAUGAACCUGGAAAACUUCAUCGAGGAGACCAACUGGGGGUUCGGCGCCGUCGUCUCCAUCUCGAGCGUGGCGUCCAUCCUCGUGUGCUGGUACGGCCUGAUCAAGCUGCGCAAAGUCCAGCGCAUCAAGAUGAUGUACAGCGAGAGGCCGCACGUCCCGCGCAGCAGCCAGCACUCGUACCAGUACCACUAUGGCGACGCGAGCGCCCUGGGGCUCCUGGACUCGAGGAACAGGGAGAUGCUUCGCCGCGCCCACAUGCAAAAGGUGGUGGCGCGCAGGCAAGCCUGGUUCGCGUUCUGGAAGGCCUGA